This is a messenger RNA of Adineta steineri, 1899 nucleotides long. Lineage: Eukaryota; Metazoa; Rotifera; Eurotatoria; Adinetida; Adinetidae. The record is from the annotation of a GenBank genome assembly.
AUGCUCUUCCUUAACUUUAUCGUGCUGACUCUCUUCGUAGCCGAGGCUUCCGGUAGAGACGUUGUGAAGGGCACCGACAUUCCACCACCUCCUGAACCUGAGCCGAUCACCAUCACCGAACUUCCGCUUCCACCUGUUACUUCCAACGACGCCGAGGGUGGUUGCACUUUCGAUGUCAAUCCACACGGGACUGGCUGCAUAGGUCAAGCUUGGACGGAAUUCCAAUCAGGAGCUUUCUUACCAGAUGGCCUUCACGUCACGGUCACGGUCACUUUUACCGGCGCUCCGGCAGCGCCUGAUUCGGCUAGUAUCUUUACUGGUGUGCAAUUAAUUCUAGUGAAGAUCGAUGGUAGUACAUUUUCUAACGGUGAUGCAUGGAAAUGUAUCACUUGUGGUGUGCCAGAGAAAAAUACGGUCGGACGCUCGUUGACGAUGGACUACCCUCAAACCUUCGUUGACGGCAAACGCCUCUUGGUCGGUACGAACAUCAUUGAAUGUACUAGUAAUCUCAUCAACGCUGCGUGUACUCCAGAUCAAGUUCACAUCUACCCUAUUCGUUGGAAUACGACGACGAACGCUACUGGACCUGGUGGCAAUAUUCGUGAGCUGCGCAUACAUCCGGACAACGUACACUUGGGUUUUAACGCUUUUACAAUCAUUAACGGCAAAAUGGGUCAGUAUGGCUAUAUGGGAAGAUUGCAAUUCAAUCCCUUUCCGACUUGGGGUACGCCUCUAUCUCCUCGUUAUGAUCUUGUCAAUGUCUAUCGACUGUACGAUCCUUCAGCCCUUCAACCUAUCACUGUGGAUCGGGACAACAGCAGUCUACUUCACAUCAAUCCUCAGUCUAUUGUGGUUGGUGAACUACGUGGCUUUGGUGGAACUGGUCGAGAGGUCACUUACAUUGGCUACCCAGUCGAAUCCUCCAAUAUUGAUGUGUUUGCCGCUGAUCUCACCACAGGCAAAGUCCGCCGACUUACAAGCCAUCCAGAAUACGUUGAUCCGUUAGACAUCUCCCCUGACGAUCAGUGGACGGUUGUCAUGGACACUAGGGGAUCUGGACGACAGAUGUUUAUGGCUGGUAUGCGAGGAAUCCCUCCAUUGACCGACAUAGUCAGCUCCAGCGCUGCGUCUUCAACUCGUAACAACGGACCACGCCGAUUCUUCCAGCCCUAUUUGAUUGACUACUACGGCGAUCGAAAUGCUUAUUUUGGCCAAAAGAUUAAUGCAGCCGGAGAUCGAAGCCCAGGUAGCAUCAAUGAUCCGGAGUGGAAUGGCAUGGCUGAUCCAAAGUGGUCGCCCGAUGGCACUCGCAUCGUCUACUGGCAAUCUCACACUGUUCCACCAGCAUGCGGCGGAAUCAAUCCAUUAGUGUGCUACAACUCCACUGCGCCCGGUGGUCGGCAUUAUCGUUUGAUGCUUGCCCAUCUCAUCAGCCGUACACCACUCAAACCUCAAGUAGUCGAACCAAUUUCUGACGUCGUUCCUUGGGGAGUGAAGUAUGAGCCUGGUAGUUCAAUUCCCGCACUGGCCUACCCGCCGGCGGGCAAGUAUGUCCUCCUUGGAAAGCAUUCCGGUUGGGCCAACGUGACGCUUAUCAACAACAACGCCGGAACAAUGAUUGGAACUGUAUCGGUGGUCUACCAUGACUUUUCCGACGAUGGACUCAAUAUCCUCACGGGAUCCGAAGAGGUCAGGAUGAACAGCCCAAGUCCUACGGUCACCGAAGUCGACUGGUUUUCGGACCUUGUUCAGACGGGACCGAACAAUAGCAAGAAAACUACAAGUCCCGAUGGUUUUCAUCUUUCUAUUGAUGUAUUGAUAAACAUCUUCGAUGCCACUGGGACUUUGACCACUACUAUCAAUGGUACCACCUACUAUCAACCAGCAAAUGGAACGUAA